Messenger RNA from Torulaspora globosa, 285 nucleotides. It is a transcript of the gene TIM11, whose product is annotated as F1F0 ATP synthase subunit e. The coding region runs from base 1 to 285 and encodes 94 amino acids. NCBI's taxonomy places the organism in Eukaryota, Fungi, Ascomycota, Saccharomycetes, Saccharomycetales, Saccharomycetaceae. Gene Ontology annotation, molecular function: proton transmembrane transporter activity. The record is from RefSeq and is a predicted model, not a curated record. The transcript has a single exon. Gene Ontology annotation, biological process: proton motive force-driven ATP synthesis.
AUGUCUACGGUGAAUGUUUUGAGAUAUUCUGGUUUGGCUCUUGGAUUGCUGUUUGGGUUGAAGAACGACUUGUCGUUGAAGAGUGCUGCGUCGAAGAAGGAGGAGCAGAGGGCGUACGAGGCGAAAAUGAAGCUUGUGGAAGAAGCCAAGGCGGAGUAUGCGAAGAGCAAGGAGCCUGUGAAGAGCGAGGCGGAGUCUGGACGUGGGAAGGAGGUGAAUUUGGAGGACCCGAACGUGGACUUUGCCGCAGUGAUCCUGCAGGCUGUGGACUCUAUGAAGAGCUGA